UUGGAGCUCAUUCAAUGGCUGCGUUUCACAAGCCGAACAUCUGCUGGUGCAACUACCAACGAAAUCCCUACGAGGAGAUUCGUCAGAAGAUACGAAAUUAUUGUGCGCUGAAUAGCAAAAAUGCUUGGAAUCGACCUAAAUUUCAGAGCUCCCAAGAUAUAUUAGUUAAUAAAGGACCAAAGGUGCGAGAACUCAGCGAUAAAGAGAUCUACGAAAUUUGCUGUAAUAGCAAGAAAAGAAAUUCAAAUUUAAAAAAAGAAGAAGAUUGUGUUAGUAUAGGAAACAAAUAUUUUUUGUCUGAAAGAGAAGCUCAAAGAGAUCCUGCACCGGAACAUCAUAAAAACAGAAGAAAUCCUGCUGAGCUGGGACGUCAAUCUAUGCAUCCUGGACAAGGAAUUCACCCUUAUGCAACACCGAUAUCAAUAGCUCAAAGACCACUGGUUUCGAAAAAUCCCAAGAUUCUCUUUUCCCGACCCUCUCUUCAAUUGACCUUAUCUGACAGCACAUCCAUCAAGUAUGCCACACCAACAUUGCUAGCGCAACGACCUACUACCCCUAAUAAAAAACCCAAAAGACGCGAGGAACAUCGAAGAAAGCUUAAAGAAAACGUCCAAGCUCGGCAUUCGAAAAAGCAGGACUCUAUAUGGAACUCUAUGGAAAAGAAAAGAGAUAAUCAAUACCGUACCGCAUUGGAACCCCCGAAAGUUGAAACAACGCGCGAAAUGAAAAAGCCGAACUCAAUUUCUGAAAAUUCAGAGCAAGCUCUGCUCAAGCAAUUGUCCACAGAAAGGGUAACCAAGAGCAAUCUAAGGAGAACAGGGCAACUGGACACAUCCUUGGGUAUUUACGAGAAUGUUAAGCUGGACAUCAACAAACGCAGAUUUCAGCAACAAUCUUACUUAAACAAAACUGAAACUCGUCGGGCCCUUCGAUUGGAAAGGACUAGAGAUCAUCAUUAUCGUAACACCUUAGAACCCCCGAAACUUGAAAUGAAAAAGGCGAAGUCAAUUUCUAAAAAUUCAGAGCAAUCCCUGUUUAAGCAAUUUUCCAAAGAAAAGGUAACCAAGAGCAAUCUAAGAAGAACAGGACAACUGGACACAUCCUUGGGCAUCUAUCGAAAGGUAAAGCUGGAGAAUAAACCUUAUAGCUCUAUGCUUGGGGAGGUAAAUGGUGAGCUGUCUAAGAAAUUUUCGACACUAAGAAGCACGCACGAACUAAAGUUCCCUGAACCACGUCCACAUAGACGUUCUUCAGACCGGAUUGAAACUUCAGCUCCGUACACAGAAACCUUUUAUAAAAUGCUAAAGGGCAAAACUAACAAAAUUUCAGAGUUUCAUCCAAUUCUGAGAUCAUCUAAUCGCCUUCACCUUUCGUCAACAAUGGAUAGUAAGAUAAGCCAAAAAAAUCAGAAAAGCAAAACGGCGAGUGUGGGAGCCAAAUUUUCGUGGGCAUCCAACAAUAAGGUAAGGUCCAGUUCUGGCCUUCUUGCUUCCGAAACCCACAGACAUUUGAACGGCAAUAAAACGAACGAAAGCUAUUCAAAACCAUUUCAAACAAUGCUAAGGGGCAAGGAAAAGAUCAUACCAGAGCUAAACCGGGCUUUGACCAGCCACUUUCAAAUAAAGCAUGCCGGGAAAACAACUAGUUCGAUCUGGAUGGACCAGGAGCCAGUAACGUAUACGCCACCUUUUGAUGAUGAACCGGAGGCAUUGCAGUCAUCUAAGAAUGUAUUAAUAACGAAAAAGCCCCACGAUAUGCCCUCUCACCAAAUAUCGAUCAUAAAAAAGCCUGAAAUUUUGCAAACUUUUAGGGAACAUUCUGGGGUCAAGGAACAUGAAGUUUCCCAAGAUUUUGUUACAGUUCCGUUGGCUCCAAACCUAAAAAAAAGAAUUAGUAUGUCCCAGCUUAAUAACAUAUACAAAUCCAGUUCAUCAAGUGAGUUAUCGUUGGGUUUUCGUUCUUCAAAGCAUCGCGUUUCCCCUGGUAGGAAGAUUAGACUAAAAAAAUUUAGUUCCUAUAUAAAAAGUUCCAUGGCAGAUCGCAAAAUAUUAGCCCAGAUGAAGUCGAAGUGUCCAAUUUCCUACUUGAAAAGAGAGAAAAGCACUUCCUAUGGCAGGACACCGAGUCAGACUUCCUCGGAUAAGUACCAACAAGCUGAAGGAUCGAUAGUCAGCACUACGGGCAUUGCCCAAUCCUUGAUACCUAAACAUAAGAAAGAGGAUUAUAAGGUCGAGGCCUUGGAUGCGGACGAAUCCUUGUUCGACUCUUUCCCAGAAGACUACGAUCCGCUUGAUGGCGUAAAAAAAACAAUGAACGACAUUAUAGCCGGCGUGGCAAAGGAAGAGAAAGUCCCCGGGAAAACCCCUGAGAAACCCUACAACAAAUCUCAGUCGAAGCGGGUUAAGCACAAGGCCAAGACGCCUUAUCACGCCUCGGGUGCAUUUGAUGAUCGCCAGAGCAUCUUAUCCCUGAGGAGGACGAGCCAGGAGGUCAAGACCCGUGAGAGUGAGGCUCUAAGCGAUGUGCGUACGCGGGAACAGGUGCAAGAGACUUUCUACGCCAACGAAAGGUCCUCUGUACAAGCACGGAUUAAAAAACUGAUGAAGGAGGUUGCCAUCCGCCAGGAUUUUCGACCCAAAAAAAAACCACGGGAUUUUGUGACGGAAAAUAUCGUCAGGCUAAGUAAGAUUCAACCGACUAAAAGGUCCCCUGCAAUGGUUAAGGGUAAACCGCAGAGGAAAUACCCUUCUUUGAUUAGGAUAUUAGCACCACACCAAAACCCUGUAAAUCUGUCAAGAGUUUAUAAAACUCCCGAGGUUAAUAUGUCGAAGCCCAUAAGAAUACGUCUAUACUCCGACAAAAUCUGGAGGGACCAGAUGAAUACCUAUCAAUCAGCGAUUAAGAAACCCCCUCCAGAUGUUAAUGUUUGUCGCUUAAGUGAGAGGAAAAAAUGUGAUUGCUACCUAUGCAAAUUGCUUUUAAGAGGCAAACAUCAACGAGAAUCAAGCUUUAUUCAGAAAGCAAAGGCCCAAAGGCGUCGAUUUGAACUUCGUUCGUAUUAUCUUGAAUUACGAAAAAGGGAAAGGGAAGAAGAGAUGUGUUGCCCUCAGAUAAGCUGAUAUAUAAAAUGCUGUAUUGUAAUCCUAGAAGCGAAUAUUAAUCUUUGGGAAGUCAUGAGGCAAAGAUCUGUAUGCCUUUUGAUUGUCCUUAGAUUAAUAUUUGAUUCUAGGAAUAUGUUUAAAUCUAUAAUAUUUUAUGAUAACACGUUUUUAAUAAAUAACUGUCACAUA
Drosophila teissieri is the source of this 3290-nucleotide messenger RNA. RefSeq lists its product as uncharacterized. The record is from RefSeq and is a predicted model, not a curated record. NCBI's taxonomy places the organism in Eukaryota, Metazoa, Arthropoda, Insecta, Diptera, Drosophilidae. The coding region runs from base 15 to 3119 and encodes 1034 amino acids. The transcript has 3 exons.